AUGUCAUCAACAGAAUUUGAUAAAAGAGACCUACUUAAAAGGAGUGGAAGUGUAUUGGGAGGUGGUAGUAAUAGUAACCUUUUAGUGGUGAGCAAGAACUCACCCAAAGUACCAGGAAGAGACACAAAGUAUGACGAACGUACUCUCACCAAACCACCUUUGGCCGAUGGUGGUGAAUCCAAACUCGCCGAUUUCACUGUAAAGGAUAGUAGAACCUUUUUCGCAACUAAAUCCUACCCCAUCUUUUUCGAUGCAAGUGAUGCCAACUACAACUUGGAAUCUGAUGAAUUUUUAAAGAGUUGUCCAAAUAUUUUAAAAUCAUUAAAUUUAACAUCAAAUUCAUUGAUUGAAUUUAGUUCUGCUAGUCAUCUAACUAAAUUGAAAUGGUUGAUUUUGGAAAAGAAUAAUUUAGUCGAUAUUUCUAUUCAAUCAUUAACCGCAUUGGUCUAUCUAUCAGUUGCCAAUAAUCGUUUGGCUCAUGUACCAAUAACAACUGAUUUAAAGAAAAUUGUUCAUCUUGAUUUAAGUUUUAAUAGAUUAAUUGAUGGAUUUGAAGAAUUAUCAAAAUUGAAAACAUUAAAAGUAUUGGAUUUAUCAAAUAAUAAUAUUAAUAUUCCAUUGGAUCAAUUUAACAAGGAAGUAUUGGGAUCGUUGAAAAAGGUAAAGACAUUGGAAUACUUUUCAUUGCAGGGUAAUCCAAUCGAUCGAAACAUUCAAGAGUUUCGUUGUUUUGUAGCCAAUGAACUCAAAUCGAUCAAAUAUUAUAAUUGGAGUUUAGUAACAAAGGAUGAGAGAUCAAAGGGUGGCAAGUUGGAAAGUGAGAAUUUUUGGGCGUCUGUCAUGACCACCCAAUUCCAAAUCUCAACUAUUUUCAAUAAUGCUGGUAGUGCUUUGAAUCUAAAGUCGUCCCAGGGUGGUGCUGCUGCCGGUGAGGAAGAGACUGAACGAACACCUUACAAAAGUCCAAUACUUUUAUCCAAAGUAUCACAGUCACCACUACUUAAAAAGAUUGUGUCAUCGAGUAAUGGAAGUGGGUUGAAUAGUAGUACUGAAGAUUUCAGUCCUUCAUCAUCACUCUCUUCAUCGGGCGGAUUUGGUACACCUUCUAAAUUAGAGUCUGUGCCAUUGCGUCGUAAGCUAUCUUUUACGGGUAGCUCUGACCAGGCAUUUUCCAAGACCGGUGGUCCAGUUCAAGAGGAUAGCUUCACGUCCAAGUCAUCUGGAACAUCUACCCCAUCAACCUCAAAGUUGGAUCUUGAUCCAUCGGUACAAGUUGUUGUUGUGAACAAACGAUCGUCCAAUGAUAACCUAUCACCUAUCAGUCUCCAACCAACUAGUCCACCACUUCAAAUGUACAUUGAGCCAAUCGAUCCACUCGCUGGCAGAGAUGAUCAAAGUAUGUCUGCCUAUCUUGACCUACUCCUCGAGGAGCUAGGUCCUAUCAACCUAGAGGUCGGUCCAAACGUCCACCACUCUACCUACCUCGACAUGUUGUACCGUGCAAUCGUCGACGAUGUCAUGAUGCCCGAGCUUCUCCUCGCCGAUGUUCCAUCACAGGUCUCUUCUGACAUUCCAUCACAUGUCUCAUCCUCCCAACCCAUGCCCAUUUCACAGGCACCCAUCAUUCGAAUGUCCGAGGAUGAGAUUAUCAAACCUGUCGAAGAGGUGUCUACAGCAGCACCACCACAAUUCCCAACAACUGCACACUCUCCUUCAGUUGCCACCUCAUCACCAAGAAAGACAUCACAAUGGGUCAAAGUUUCAGAUCAACAAGAAAAGAUGUUUGGUGGAAUGGAUGUUAUUAUUAAAAAGGAUGCUACCCCAGCUGUAACGACUACAACUACAACUACAUCUACAACAAUUGCAACCGAACCAAAACCAAUUUCAUCAUCACCAAUCAUAUCAUCUUCUAAACCUGCAGCAGCAUCUUCACCAUCAAUAUCGACACCAAAACCAGUAGCAGUAUUAAAGAAAUCACCUGCUCUUUCGAGUAGUCCAUCUAGUGGUAGUCCAAUGAUGUCAUCAUCACCCAAACCAACAGGAGCUGCUGCAGGAUCACCCAACCCAUUUGGAGUUGUUUUAAAAAAGGCACCUGCUCCAGCCAGUGGCUCACCAGCUUCUGGACCAUCACCUGUAUCUCCCAUUUCACCAAAUGUUACUUCUCCACCAGCUGCUGCCUCUCCACCAGGUUCACCACUUAUCCGCAAGGUACCUGUUGCAAAGAAUCCAGUCCCACCAUCCCCAUCUACUCUCUCAACCAUCAUCUCCAAACCACCACAAUCCAAACCAUCUCCACCAACUCAAUCUCCACUUGCUAAACCACCUGGUAGUGUGGCUCCACCAGUUGCAGCUGCUGCACCAGUUGCUCCUCCAUCAACAUCUACUGAUUUCGAUGUAGAUACUUUCAAAGAUGAUAUUGAAAAGACAUUAAGGGAUAUUGAAAACACAUAUAAUAAUAAUCAACUAUCACAACCAACAUCACCAGUUGUUGCUGCUAAACCAGCUGCAGCAACAGCAGCAGCUACUCCAGUAACAGUACCAGUUGUAAAGAAAGCAACAGCUGCAGAUUUUGAUAUUUUAGAUGAUUUAUCAAAUGCAAUUAAACAAGAUGAACAAUCAACUAGUACAGCAAGACCCAAACUAUCACAUGUUGAUUCUAGACAAAACUUGCUCAAAGAGAUUAGUCAAAAGGAUGUAACAAUGAAAUUGGAUCAAGUGUCUAGUGCAACACAAAAGCUCAACGAGAUGAUUGAAGAGUACAACCAAACCAAGGACAAGGUGGUCGAUGACAAUUUGUUAAAGUUGGACAAGUUACUCAACACUUUUGAGCAAACUACUCAACUACAACAAAACACCUACUCAAUGACUCCACCCACCGACACGUUGUCACCCAAGUUGACUCAUCGAUUGUCGACAUACAACGUGCCACGUCCAUCCAGCCAGCCAUCGUGGAUCUGCAACUACAGCGAUGUACAAGUCAACGCCAAGCUUGGAACGGGUAGUUGGGGAGACUGCUACCUAGGUAGUGUCUGGCAAAAGACAGUUGUAUUCAAGAAACUACGUAUCCAACGAUUCUCUGAUCAGUUUAUCGAUGCAUUCAAGGAAGAGGUUGACAAGUUACGUCAACUCGGUCCACAUGACAAUGUAGUGCCUGUGAUUGGUGGAUGUGCCGACACCAACAUCAUGGCAAUCAGUCCACACGUAGAAGCAGUCACAUUGCAACAGAUUAUUGCCGAGACACCCGCCAGUGUUACACCAGACUUUAUCGUUGCGAUUGCUGCCGGUGUUGCACGUGCCAUGUGUUAUCUCCACCAAUUCAACAUCAUCCAUCGUACACUCAAACCAUCCAAUAUUUUAUUAGAUACAGAGGGACGUGUCAUGAUCAGAGACUAUGGUUUUACAGCCAUUAAAGAUAACUUGUACAAGUCAUCAGCCACACAUGGAGGUGCAGUCAAUUAUUUUGCACCAGAGAUUUUUGAAUCGGGUGCUUCCAACUAUGACCAAAACAUAGAUCAAUAUGCAUUCGGUCUCAUCCUAUGGGAAAUGUUUACACAUCAAAAUGCAUUCCCAUCGUCGGUUGCACAACACCAGAUUCCCGAUCUUCUCAAACAAGGGUAUCGUCCAGAAGUACCAUCUCAAUUCCCAAUGGUAUUUGAUCGUCUCAUCCGUGCUUGUUGGAAUCAAGAUCCAUCAGCACGUCCCAAUUUCCUUACCAUUAGUAAGAUCCUAUCACAACCUACUCAACGUCUAUUUGCCAAUCAAAUAUCAAUGACACUUCCCAUCCCAAUCACCGAUAAUCAUGGGUCACUUCCAACAUCCCAAAAACCAAUCUAUCCUCAUCAUCAACAAACCUCUACUCCCACCACUGCAUCCCCACCAACAUCUUCACCAACCAUCACUUCUCAACAAAAUAAUAGUAAUAAUAACUCUACAACAAAUAUAAAAUCAGAAUUGGAGCGCAAGAUGAAAUUAGUAACAGAAAAAGUAAUGUUAAUGAUAAAGAAUGGUGGAGAAAGAGUUAUGAUGGACAAGGCAUUCAAGGCACUUGAGAAUCUUGCAGCCAAUGAGGAAAAUGCAGAGACAUUUAUUGGAUGUGGAUUAGUACCAUUAUUGAUCCAAUCAUUUGCUCAACACAUCCAUUACCAAGAUUCAAUCUUGUCAUCGUUGAAUCAACUCUGUUUGAAUGUAUCGUUGUGUGCCGAGUUUGUUCAUAAUGGUGGAUUGACACAAUUGGUACGUCUCAUGAACUCUUCAAGUAUCAAUACAUCAAUCCUUGCCUGUAAACUACUUACAACUGUUGCCGAUGAAGAAUAUCUCCGUGCUAUUCGUGAUAGUGGUGCACUUAAAGUACUCUUUGUCACUUUACAAUCGACCAAUGAACUGUUGCAAAUGCAAACGGUUUGGGCAUUAUCUCGUGCCCUUUUGGAUGUUGGUAACCAACAAUACUUUAUUGCAUGUGGUGGUAUUCCAAUCCUUCUAGGUAUGGUGUCUAGUACAAGACAAGGAUUAUCGGUACGUGCACUCAUCUCUCUAUGCUGUCUUAUCACCAACCCACAAUGUCAACAACAAUUGGUCAAUGCUGGUGUCUUGUCAAGAUUAAUAGAGUCUAUUGACCGAUCACCCAAACUACUCAAGAUUCCAACCAUUCGUAUCAUUGGAAAUAUUGUAGACAAGGAACAAAAGGUCGAUGCCAACCAACACUCACUUCGCGAUCUCGUCAUCCAAAACAACUUUAUCCAUGUUCUCAUUGACCAAAUUCAAACGACCGAUGAUCAAGAUCUCAUUGAUGUAGCCACAUCAUGUCUUGUACCCAUCCUUCAAAAUGAUCCAAAUGCCCAUCAACUAUUCUACCAACUUCACGGUGUCGAUAAAAUACUCUUACAUUUUAAUGUCAACUCUCAAUCAAAUGAAAUCCUUGUCAACAUAUUAACCAUCUUUACUUUAAUUAUUAAUCAUGAUUUAUCAAGAUUAAAAUUAAGAUUUAGUAUUAUAAAAUUGGUAGAAUUAUUAAAUAAUGGUAAUGUUGGAGAUGUUGAUAGUUUAGUUGUUAUUAAAGCAUUACAAUGUUUGACUAUCUUUGCUACACAUGUAUCUUGUGUACCAAUGAUUCUGGAAUCCAAUGCAACUGCAUCGGUCAAGGCAUUAUUGGUAUCACCAACAAACCAAGAUGUUGAUAUUAAGAUUUCAACCAUUCGACUUAUUUCCUCGUUGUCAAAGACUGGAAAUUACUUUAUCAAUGCUAUCAUUCAAUCUGGUAUAGUUGCAGCUUUACUCGAUAAUAUUCGUGACCAUGGAUCAUCGUCGUUGGUAAAGGACGAAUCGAUUGCUUCGGUUGCUUGGUUAUCUGCCUCUGCAGAGUGUCGUCAAUUGUUUAUGGAAAAGAAUGUGUUCCAUCGUCUGCUUGAAUACACUCAGGCCAAUAUCAAUAGACUUACCAACUAUCUAAAGGAAUCAUUGUUGUGGGCCAUUUCAUUCUUUGCUCUCGAUGCCACCUGUCAAACCCUCAUCUGUCAAGUCCAAGGAACACUCGAAUUUGUUGUAUCCAAUCUACUCACCGACGCUCAAAUCUCUGGUGAAGAGGGACAAGUAUGUAGAAUGCUUGCCAUCAAGACUGUAUUGAUCCUUUCACAAAAACAAGUCAACCAUAGAUUCCUCAAACAAACCAACAUCAUCGAUUCCCUCACUAAUUUGACCGAUCACACCUCUACCGAUAAUCAAUCCAUUCAAAUUGCUUCAAAAAAGAUCAUUCAAUUGUUACAAUAA
Cavenderia fasciculata is the source of this 5763-nucleotide messenger RNA. RefSeq names its product leucine-rich repeat-containing protein. Gene Ontology annotation, molecular function: protein binding; ATP binding; protein kinase activity. Bases 1 to 5763 code for a protein of 1920 amino acids. The record is from RefSeq and is a predicted model, not a curated record. Gene Ontology annotation, biological process: protein phosphorylation. NCBI's taxonomy places the organism in Eukaryota, Evosea, Eumycetozoa, Acytosteliales, Cavenderiaceae. The transcript has 4 exons.